AUGUCUAAUUUUACAUCUUCCGAUACCAACAUCUUUGCCGAAAAUCCACGUUCGGUCACACUUGCUAUUGGUUCUGCAAUGGGUGGAAUGGCCUAUCUAGCUUCUAGCUUUGCUUCUUCUCUAGACCCGUCAAUUCCUAAGCCCCCACCUCGGCCUAAUCGAGUUCCAGUUUUCGAUUCAGAACCUCUCGAGAUGUCUCAAGGACCUGCUUCAAUUGAGAUCGGUGACUCAGUCCCAGUUGGUGAAACUAAAAUUCGAAGGUCAUACAAGUCUACCCAUGAACUCGUCACUUCACCGGCAGCUGGAAUCACCACCUUACCUGAUGUUCUCGAACAUGCUGCUAAAACAUUCCCGACUGCUAACGCGGUUGGAUGGCGUGAUAUUAUCAAGGUUCACAAAGAAGUGAAGAAGGUUACUAAAGUGAUUGGUGGCAAAGAAAUUACAGAGGAUAAAGUAUGGGAGUUUUAUGAAUUGAGCGAUUACAAGUAUUGGACCUUUAAGCAGUUUUUGGAGGAAGCUUCCGUGAUCUCUAACGGUUUGGCAGAGUUGGGAUUGACAAAGGAACACAAAUUCAACAUUUAUUCUUCUACCAAGCCCGCUUGGCAGAUCAUGGCGAAUGCUUGUGGACGUCAGGCCAUUACAUUUGCUACCGCAUAUGACUCGCUUGGUGUAGAAGGACUUGAACAUUCAAUCAACGAACCCGAUGUAGUGGGACUAUUCACCAAUUCAAACUUACUCACUACUCUUGCAUCUGUGAUUGACAAAACACCUACCUUGAAGUAUGUGAUUUAUGAUGGUGAAUCGAACGAGAAAGCCAUGUCAAAGAUUCAAGAAUUAAGACCGGAUGUCAGAGUUUUGUCGUAUGAUGAAUUACGUGAACUUGGUACCAAGAACGAACAUCCGACUGUAAAGGCAGAUCCAGAGGACAUCGCUUGCAUUAUGUAUACUAGUGGAAGUACUGGUAAACCUAAGGGUGUUUUGAUCACUCAUACCAAUUUGAUUGCCUCGAUUGGUGGGGUACAUACUUUACUUGGUGAUUUCCUAGACCCCAAGGAUGCCUUGCUAGCUUAUCUUCCUUUGGCGCAUAUUCUCGAAUUUAUUGUUGAACUCAGUUGCAUUUCCAUGGGUGUCGUCAUGGGAUAUGGGGCUGUGAAGACUUUGACCGAUGCAUCUGUACGAAACUGUGUGGGGGAUAUCAAAGCCUUCAAGCCUACUGUCAUGGUCGGUGUACCUGCUGUUUGGGAAUUGAUUCGUAAAGGGAUUUUAAGUAAGGUAAAAGCAGGUGGCAAGCUUAAAGAGCGAGUUUUCAAUGGAGCUAUGUUCCUCAAGAAGAGUCCACUUCCAUUUGUGGGUGGAUUGAUGGAUACAGUAGUGUUUAAACAAGUUCGAGAACAAACUGGUGGUCGAUUACGUUAUGCACUUUCAGGAGGUGCAGCACUUUCACGUGAAACUCAAGAAUUCCUUUCGAAUGCAUUGGUCACUGUACUUCAAGGAUACGGCUUAACAGAAUCGUGUGGAAUGUGUGCGAUCUUACCACCCGAUUAUAUGCAAUAUGGAGCCGUUGGUGCACCUGUACCUUCUAUUGAAGUUAAAUUGGUAGAUGUACCUGAUGCAGGAUAUUUUUCAACUAAUACACCACUUCAACAAGGUGAAGUUUGGAUCAGAGGUCCUUCGGUUACUAAAGGAUAUUUCAAACGUGAAGAUGUUACAAAAGAAAGUAUUACUGAAGAUGGUUGGUUUAAGACUGGUGAUAUUGCUCAAUGGAAUCCUGAUGGUACAUUGGCAAUUAUUGAUAGAAAGAAGAAUUUAAUUAAAUUAGCAGGUGGUGAAUAUAUUGCAUUAGAAAAAUUAGAAUCGAUUUACAAAUCAUGUUCAUUAGUGAACAAUUUAUGUGUACAUGCCGAUUCGAAUGCUAAUAGACCGAUGGCCAUCGUUUUACCACAUGAAAAGAAUUUAGAUGUUUUGUGUAAGGAGAUUGGAUUAGGUGGUGGGAAAGAGUUUGGAUUACUUUGUUCGGAUGAGAAAGUUAAAGAAGUGAUUUUGAAGGAGUUGAAUGAGAUGGGAAAAAAAGCUGGGUUCAAACCUCUUGAGAUGAUUCAAUGUGUGAUUUUAUCUGCUGAUGAAUGGACACCUGAAAAUGGAUGUGUAACUGCUGCUCAAAAAUUAAAUAGACGUGAGAUCUUGAAUCGUUAUCAAGAUGAAGUUAAAAAAGUUUAUCCUUAA
Molecule: messenger RNA, 2223 nt
Organism: Melampsora larici-populina 98AG31
Lineage: Eukaryota; Fungi; Basidiomycota; Pucciniomycetes; Pucciniales; Melampsoraceae
Exons: 8
Coding region: 1-2223 (740 amino acids)
Biological process (GO): long-chain fatty acid metabolic process; long-chain fatty-acyl-CoA metabolic process
Cellular component (GO): lipid droplet; plasma membrane; endoplasmic reticulum
Molecular function (GO): long-chain fatty acid-CoA ligase activity
Source: RefSeq, a predicted model, not a curated record